Molecule: messenger RNA, 2210 nt
Organism: Linum trigynum
Lineage: Eukaryota; Viridiplantae; Streptophyta; Magnoliopsida; Malpighiales; Linaceae
Source: the annotation of a GenBank genome assembly
UUCCAAUCCCAUCAUCUUCCACACUUCACGGUUCAGGCUUCUUAAAGUUGUCUCUUUUUAACGCGCGCAUCCAUCAGCUUUGUGUGUCCUGAAUCCUGAUUUUGUGUUGUGCCGACUCCUUCAUCUUCCCCACACAAAGCCCCCCAUAUAUGGCGAAGAUUCCGUCUCGUCCCUGUUCUCUGUUCGUCCUGCUCCUGCUCAUUUUCAUGGUUUCCCAUGAAGAGGCAGGAUUGGUGAAGGUGGCAGAGGCGAGGGUGAAGGUUUGUGCGACUCAGAGCCGUUAUUUCAAAGGGGGUUGUCGCAGAGACCACAACUGUGCUAUGGUGUGCCGCGACGAGGGCUUCUCCGGUGGCCGCUGCACCAAACCCUUCUCCCGUCCCCGCCGGCAUUGUUUCUGCACCAAGUUCUGCUAGUUCAUCAUCUGCCACCGUGCCAACUCACCAGAUCUCCCUCAUCCAUAGAUCCAUCUUCAGGGGUUUAGUUUGCUUUUUCUGUUUAGGACCUGUAACACCAGCUUUGGUUAUUUGGGUCUCAUUUGCAAGUUUCAUGUGUCUUUCUUGACAGUUCAGAUGAAUAGCUUAUCUUCUCUUUAAUCAUGUCAUCAAAUCCCCAUAUCCUGACAUGAAUGCCACUUGCUUUUCCGUUUUGAAUCUGAAUCUGGUGUACACAUUGCUGUAUCUUUUUUUAUAAAUGAAGUGAUGCGGCUGGCCAGAUCUAAGAUGACCUGUCAGUCCUCCACUACUUUGUGUUCAUCCAUCUGUUACUUUUGCACUACCGGAUUCGGGAAGUUAUAUCCCCGACUUUGAACCUAAUGUGGUCAAUGGAAUGUGCUAGUUGGGAACAAUCAAAAGAAACGGGCUUAGGCCUAGCUGAAGAAAGAAAAGGGAAAGAAAGGAAGAGUGGGCUGGCCCAAACGGAAAGGAGGAUGAGCUAUCUAUCUUAUUAUCCUUUUCCUUGGAAAGGAGCCGAAGAGAAGAGGCAGACCCAGCCCAGGCAGGCUGAAGGACUGAGCGUUUAGCCGGAGAUGGAAUGGAAGAAUUUGUUGUCCGCUAAUGGUUGGAUUGUGAGGAGUAAAAGAAGUGGGCUUGAGGCCUGAGCUGGAAGCAAAGAGAGGGCUUAAGCCCAAUGGAAGAGGGAAGGUUAUCUAACAGACUAGACUAGACCCUCACCCCUCCACACAUUUCAUAAAGCAUAUAAAAAAAAUCACAAGUUUACUGAAACAUACCAUAAUUAUCAUAAAGUAUACCACAAGUUCCCUGAAACAUACUAGAACCUCAUAAAGCAGACCAUAAGUUUCCUAAAACAGACGACAAACCUCAUAAAAUAAUUACCAAUUCGCUGAAGUAGAUAAAAAAUCUUAUAAAACAAAGGACGACUUCCCUGAAGAAGACUAAACAUAUGUGCAAUCACACCGAAACUUUCAUGAAGCAUACCGGAAAGAAGAGAAAGCACACAAAAUCUUAUGAAACAAUUCAGAAAUUUUAUGACAAUAUAAUUAUAAAAUUAUAAUAGUUAAAUAAUUUUUUUAUAGUGGUGAAAUAAUUUUUUUAUUACAAGUAAGUUGAUGGGAUUUUUUUCACACGGGGAGAAGUGGAGCGAGUGGGGUGUCAUAGACGAAAAACUAGAGGGAAGAAGGGAUGUGUAACUAUUAUGUAUUGUAGUUAAGGUUAUAGGUAUAAUAUGCCCCUAUACUAUGACGUUUUAAUAAACAUGCCCCUCUAUUAUUUUUUACAUCAAACAUGCCCUUGUACUUUGGAAAACUUAUCAAACAUGCCCUUUUGCUAAAAUUUUCAUCCAAAUUUUUUUUACUUAAAAUGAAAGAGAUAAAGCCUGUUAAAAUUUAGAGGAAAAAGGAAUAAACUCUUUCAUAAUUGGUGAUAUGGCGCGGAUGUAGAAGAUUAUGCAUGGUUGUGCACCAUAAAGUUAUGCACCAAAACUGCUCUCUUACGCAUAUUUUAAAGCCCGAUAUUAAUUGAACAUGAUUCAACUAGUGGAGCAUAAAUCGGUUUUACAACCAUGGUAAUAUACGAUAAAGAGUAGAUAAAAGGAUGUAAUUGUUGAUUUCGGACUACAAAAAGUAUGUGUACAUUAAGAAUGAUGAUUGAAGUGGGUGUUUGUUAAAUGCAGCAAAUUAAAGAAGCGUGUUUAGUCAUGAAGGGGUUGUUUGGAUAAGUUGUUGGGUAACGAGUUAAUAUAAAAGUGGAAUUUCU